AUGAGUUUUCGUCUUCCUGCUGCCGAUGUCGUUGAUGAAGAUGGCCCUAGUCAAUCCAGCAGCGACGAAGACGAUGAUGACCAGAUGUGGGAUGAUUGGGUAUCCGAUUCUGCUCGUCAACCGUGUCGGUCUUUAUUCGAGGAGAAAUCUUUUCCUAGCGUUGAAGAAGCGCUCAAAUACGACAAUGUUACAUACGGCUUUGAUUUGAACGGAACCUGUGCAAAACUUUCACUGGACACACACGGUCGUAUCAGACUCAUCAACUAUAUUCGAAAACAGAAAACUCCGGCAGCACAGGUUGCUGCGCUCACAGGGACGGAACCUUUCUUCGAGUCAGAUCAAUACUUGAUUCCGGUAGUUGAAGACGAUCCGUUACUGCAAAUCCAGGCCGAUGACUGGUCUGACUCCGAUGAUGAAGAUACCUCUGAUCCUAACCGGCGAAUCAUAGCGCUGAAGAAAAAACUGGCCCGUACACAGCAAGAGUUCCUCGAGUAUCGGACUCUCGUUUCUAGGAAGAUAGGCCUUUCCAGUCUUGUCGAUGAGCCUAGCACAUCAGAGCCUCGACCCCGCGACGAUGAUACCCACUACUUCGAAAGCUAUGGCGCUAAUGAUAUACAUGCAAUCAUGAUUCAAGACAAAGUCCGGACUUCGACAUACGCCGAAUUCAUCUUGACCAAUCCCAGUAUUUUCGAAGAUGCCGUGGUUCUUGAUGUCGGUUGUGGGACCGGUAUAUUAUCACUCUUUGCUGCGCGUGGGGGUGCCAAGCGUGUUUAUGCUGUCGAUGCCAGCGAUAUCGCCGACAAGGCAGAAAAGAUCAUCAAGGUGAAUGGAAUGGAAGACGUCAUCACUGUCAUUCACGGCAAGAUUGAGGACCUCACGAUCCCAGAAAAGGUCGAUAUUAUAAUAUCCGAAUGGAUGGGAUACGCCUUGUUGUAUGAGUCAAUGCUUGAUUCUGUCCUAAGUGCUCGUGAUCGUUUCUUACGUCCCGGUGGUAUCAUGGCACCUAGUCAGUGCAAGAUGAUGCUUGGACUCUGUGACGCCGGCGAGAUCCUAAAAGAUCGUGUCACCUUUUGGAACGAUGUGUACGGUUUUGAUUUAUCAGCGAUGUCCGAUGACAUGUACGAUGAAGCCAUCAUCGAUGUCGUUGGCCCCAAGACGAUAAUCAGUGCUCCGUACACGAUAAAGGACCUGUAUCUUGGAAAUAUAUCCACACGGCAGCUCAACUUUUCAUCUCCGUUCACGCUCGUGUCUAGAGCGGAGCGGCGGACCAAAGUAACGGCGUUUGUGCUUUACUUCGAUACGUUUUUUACGAAAACAGGGAAGCCCGUUUCUCCGAGUACGCAAGUCAAGGUGGUCAAAGAGGACGAGGUUGUCUUGGCCGAGGUAUGGCCGGUGGGUGGGAAAACGCCGCCGCAGCGGAGGCCAAGCCAGGGGGCAGACCGAGAAAAGGUUACGAGCUUCAGUACCGGACCUCAGAGUAUCCCUACGCACUGGAAACAAGCGCUCUUCUUGUUGAGGGAGCCUAUCGUUGUGGAAGAAGGUUCCAAGGUCCGAGGAACGUUCUAUUGUCGCAAGAGCGAAAGUAACUCUAGGGAGCUGGAAAUCGAGAUUCACUAUGUGAAACAGGAUUCUACUGGUGCUGAUGAAUCCAAAGACCUCGUGGUGCAAAUGUAUACCGUGCGAUAGAACUGAAAAGUGAUGGAUUGUGUUCAAAAUUGGACACGUAGUAGCAAUACUGUAUUUUUUUUGGUGAUCUGAUGUUUCAGUGCAUCAGUUGUAUUACAUCUAAUCGUACAUUUGCUUUCAUCAUUGUUCCACUUUAAAGCUUUUCCUUGAGCUCCUCAAAGAUCUUGGUUAGUUCGGCCUUCUCAAUCUGCUGUGUUGGCCAGCCAAUUACCAAGCCCUCCUUAUCGCUGUCGGGCUUGGGGAUAACGUGGAAAUGAACGUGGUCGACCACCUGUCAGUCAAGCUUUAAUAUAGAUAAUCUAAGUGCGAAUAGACAAUUGAAACAUGCCUGGUGAGCAACGCGCCCGUUAUUUUGGAGAACAUUGUAGUUCUCAGCGCCCUGCGCAAUGGCGAUCCGCUUCGCGAUCGGCAGGAUGUCGGUAAGAUGUUCGUCGGGAAGUUGAUGGAGUUUCUCUGCGUGAUCUAG
Desarmillaria tabescens is the source of this 2152-nucleotide messenger RNA. RefSeq names its product S-adenosyl-L-methionine-dependent methyltransferase. The transcript is spliced from 7 exons. Bases 1 to 1686 code for a protein of 561 amino acids. The record is from RefSeq and is a predicted model, not a curated record. Gene Ontology annotation, molecular function: protein-arginine N-methyltransferase activity. Gene Ontology annotation, cellular component: nucleus. Gene Ontology annotation, biological process: peptidyl-arginine methylation. NCBI's taxonomy places the organism in Eukaryota, Fungi, Basidiomycota, Agaricomycetes, Agaricales, Physalacriaceae.